GACCAAAAACAUGGCUUUGGAUAAUCCUGUCAUGUCCAUCACUACAGCUGACAAAGACAGCCUUGAGGGUGGUGAGGAAACUGAUGACUUUGCUGAUGUUGAUUACACACGGAACUACUGGGAGGAUGAGGAUGAUGUCUACCAGGAGUUUGAGGAGUUGGACUUUGAGUCCUUGCCGGACCGCUCGGACACCAGGAGCAUCCUCUCGGACGAUUCUUUCUACCCCCCAGACAGCCCAGAUGUCCCCGUUAUGUACCGCCCACCGAGCCCUGAAAGCCCUGAGCCCAUUUCCUUCUUUAAGGCCUGCUGCAACAACAACGCUAUCAUUGUUAAGAUCAUGAUCAGACAAGGAGUGACGGAGGAGGAAGUGAGAGAGACGGACAGGAACAGAAGAUCUGGCCUGAUUGUGGCGUGCUAUCAUGGCUACGUGGACGUGGUCAUCGCCCUCUCACAGUGUCCUUAUCUUGACGUGAACUGGCAGGACAACGAGGGAAACACCGCUCUUAUAACAGCAGCACAAGCAGGUCACAUAUUCAUCUCCAACUAUCUGCUCAACUACUUCCCUGGGCUGGACAUCGAGAGGAGAAACUGCCACGGCUUCACAGCUUUGAUGAAGGCUGCCAUGCAGGGCCGCGCUGAGUGUGUCAGGGCUCUCAUGUUGAAUGGAGGAGAUAUUCAGGCUCGGGACAACGGCCGCAAGAUGACACCGAGGGAGUGGGCUCUCUUCACCGGUCGAUACGAGACAGCAAACAUGAUGCAUCGUCUGAUGGCGAAGCCGUGUGCCGAGCAGUUCUGUGACUCCUUCUCCCUGGAGUGGCCCAUGCUUGAGGAGCUGGUGGCCAAAGCUCAAGAACCGCAGCCCUGCUGGAGGCGUUUGCUGAAAUUCGUGUCCUGCUGCUCGUACCGAUUCUACAUCAACAACAAGGUGAACGCCGUGGACGAUGGCGUUUUUGACCACAUGGUCCGGAUCACGACCUGUCUCUCUAGUCCUGUCAUCGCCACAGCUUGCCGAACCGUGUCUCCUGGCAGUCCACCAUGUCUCGGGAAGCGCCGGUACGCCGUACAAGAGAUACUGAGGAGGCAGCGAGUAGCUGAGCUGAAGCGCCUGGGCCCGGACAGACUGAACAACUAUAAGAGAUUUUUCCAGAACUCACGGGUCCUCCUCAUCCCCAAAGUGAAGGAUCGGAGGGCCAGCCUCCAGCCGCAGCUGCUGGGUGAGGUGGCGGUGGCGUCCUUCAGACGAGCGAGUCUGCUGCCUCUGAACAUGCUGAGGAGAAGCAGCGUGCGGCCGGGCAUUGUGGUGCCCAAAGUGAGGCUCUGUAAAGCUCCGGCGCCGAACUAUGUACCCGACAAACUCAGACGCAACAGUAACCGCAACCAGCUGCAGAUCCCCAAGUGGAACUACAAGAUGAAGAAGAUCGAGAGGAGGCAAGAGGAGGACAGGCAGAGACUGUUACCGCUGACACGAAGGAGAUGA
Cheilinus undulatus (humphead wrasse) is the source of this 1477-nucleotide messenger RNA. RefSeq names its product ankyrin repeat domain 33Bb (gene ankrd33bb). The record is from RefSeq and is a predicted model, not a curated record. NCBI's taxonomy places the organism in Eukaryota, Metazoa, Chordata, Actinopteri, Labriformes, Labridae. Gene Ontology annotation, molecular function: protein binding. The coding region runs from base 11 to 1477 and encodes 488 amino acids. The transcript has 5 exons.